Molecule: messenger RNA, 1440 nt
Organism: Akanthomyces muscarius
Lineage: Eukaryota; Fungi; Ascomycota; Sordariomycetes; Hypocreales; Cordycipitaceae
Exons: 1
Coding region: 1-1440 (479 amino acids)
Source: RefSeq, a predicted model, not a curated record
AUGAGCCUGAUCGUCCGGCGGGCAUGGCGUCCCACGAGCACGAGACCUCAUCGUGUCGCGACACAACAGCGCUUCAAGACAUUUCAGCGCAGGGUGGACAAGAACAAUGACGUCUACUACACGAUAGCCAAGCGCCGGCCUGUGCAAGAUCCGAAUGCGCCCCCACGCAGCGUGCAGUUCUUCGAGAUGCCCAACCUGCUGCUGGACCUCGACGCGGAGGGAACUCGUAACGUGCGCACUUUUGACGACAAGGACGAGGAGCUGCAAGUGGCCAGAUGGCGCAUCAACCCCAAACGAGAAGAAGUGAAAUUAAAGCUCAAUGAUUUGGAGAGCAAGUUGAUUGAGUCCCGCAAACGAGUGCAAGAUAUCACUUCCAAUCCGUCCAAUAUUUGGAGGCUCAGCUCUCACGAUCUCCUGUCUGCCGCACUCCAUGGGCCACCCAGUAAUGACAGCGCCGCCCCCACAGGGACUCCAUGCCCAGACACCCUUGAAGGCUCACAUUUGAUUGACGCUUUGCGGCGUGAGAACGGCAUCCCGAGCCAUGUAGGCACCUCGGAUGUGCUCCUCUUGGAAUGGAUGCUGUUGCGGCGCAACAGCACCGACAGAGCCAAGAGUAAGCAGGACAUAUCGCUACUCGACUCUUUUCAACUUGUCAAGGCUCUACAAUCCCAAUCCUCCAUUGUCGGCAUACGGCGCCUUUUACGCCACAAUCUAUGGUCGUUUGCAAGUAUGAAAGCAAGCUUUGGCCCCUCAAACAGGAAAGACGGGGCUGCUGCUGACGUUGCUUACGCGAUUCGGGGACGUUGCAUCGAAAUACUGGGCUCGGAGAAAGCGCACCAAAGCCAGUUUAUCAACUGCCUCGCGCUUGUUGGCGGCUUGCUGGAAAGGUUGGCCAAGGAUCGGAUAGACCCUGAUCACCGUUUACAGGGCCUGGCUCUCCGGGCAUCGCCUCUGAGUGGCUCAUAUGUCGUCUUGUCAGAAUGGAUCCGCCGUAUCCAUGCGAGCAGCUCCUGGGGGGAGAGCCCUGAAAUAGUCGAAGAUGCGGCAGCGUGCAUGCAAAGCUGCUCCAAGCUGCUCGCAGCACAGCCAGAGACGAUGGCGAAUCGCCAGUUGCUACUGCAGCUUGUGACGGGACUUGACGAGCACGAGCAACUUGCAGCCGAAUCACUUCGCUCAAUUGUGUUGAAAAGCGUGCGAGAGCAAGGUUCUUCUGUCGUGGCAAAGCAAGCGUGUGACGCGUACGCGAAGCUGCUGGGUGAUCUGGGAGCUGUGCGGACCUUGCUGAAAGAAUCCGAAAUUGGCGAUGGGGCUCUUCGACAGGCUUGCAUUGGUGUUCUGAAGGGUACACCGAAAUACAGUCAGACAUUGAAGACGCAAGGUGUCAAGACGUUGUCGAUCGAAGAGUGUGUUGGUAUGGAUUAUCAAGAUAUCGCAGAGUGA